UAUGUAAAUUAUCUAACACUUAAUCUUGAAGAAAGACUUCCCCAAAAAUUUCUUUGAAGAAAUUUCGCAAUUUCAAACGAGGAAUCCGCCAUCUUGAAUGUAGCUCCGCCAUCUUAAUUGUUAAAUGUUGCACAGUAAGAAAUUGUUUAGUCAUCGAAACUACAUCAUCCACGUAAAAUUCCAUGGAUGUUAAAUCUAAUUUGUCGAGGAUCAUCAGCGACAUUAGAGGGGAAUCCACAGGAAGCAUUGUUAUAGGCAAACCAUGGCUUUCCUGAAAAACCCAUAACGGGGAAAGGAACCCUUAAAAGGAAAGCAUCGACGAAAUCUGCAUUCAGUUUGGAAAUAUUCGGCGAGAAUGAAGUUCUUCGUGUUGUUGGUAGUUUUGGUCGCUGUGGAAAUUGUGGUUGAUGCUCGAUCAUUGACGUUGUCGAGUGAAGAAGGCAGUCAGGGUGCGAAGAGAGUCAAAAAGCAGAUCGAAUAUGAGGGUGCAAAUUAUCCAGGAUUGGAAACUUCUAUCGCCCACUCAUCGAGCUCCGUUCAUUCUCACUCUACAGUGCACCGCCACCAUCUUCUUCCGCAUCUGCUACAUCAUUCAGUGUCCUAUUCGAAGACCCACAGUUUCAAUGCCAAUCUGCAGCUACCUCACAGCAGUCUAUCAGUCGAACACAGCAAAACUCAUCAACAUCAACAUAUAAUGGGUUAAAGAGAUUACUUGUAACAGAUAAUGGCGUGACUCUAGGCGUUGGAUAAUCUAAAUCAUAAUUUUUAAGGUGCUAUUUGAAUUUGACGAAGUCAGUUCAUCCUGAUAAUUACUUUAGAUUGUAGCCUUUCGACAA
Megachile rotundata (alfalfa leafcutting bee) is the source of this 836-nucleotide messenger RNA. RefSeq lists its product as uncharacterized. The record is from RefSeq and is a predicted model, not a curated record. NCBI's taxonomy places the organism in Eukaryota, Metazoa, Arthropoda, Insecta, Hymenoptera, Megachilidae.